Sorex araneus (European shrew) is the source of this 939-nucleotide messenger RNA. Its product is annotated as olfactory receptor 7D4-like. The record is from RefSeq and is a predicted model, not a curated record. Gene Ontology annotation, biological process: G protein-coupled receptor signaling pathway. Gene Ontology annotation, molecular function: olfactory receptor activity; G protein-coupled receptor activity. The coding region runs from base 1 to 939 and encodes 312 amino acids. Gene Ontology annotation, cellular component: membrane. The transcript has a single exon. NCBI's taxonomy places the organism in Eukaryota, Metazoa, Chordata, Mammalia, Eulipotyphla, Soricidae.
AUGGAAGCAGCAAACCAAACGGACGCAUCCCACUUCCUCCUCCUGGGACUCUCCGAGGAUCCGGACAUGCAGCCCCUCCUCUUCGGCAUGUUCCUGUCCAUGUACCUGGUCACUGUGCUGGGGAACCUGCUCAUCAUCCUGGCCAGCAUCUCUGACCCCCACCUCCACACGCCCAUGUACUUCUUCCUGUCCAACCUGUCCUUCACAGACAUCUGCUUCACCUCCACCACCAUCCCCAAGAUGCUGGUGAACAUCCAGACGCAGAGCAAAGCCAUCUCCUACCUCGGGUGUCUCACGCAGGUCUACUUUUUCAUGUUAUUUGCAGGACUGGACAACUUCCUCCUGAGUGUGAUGGCCUAUGACCGCUUUGUGGCCAUCUGCCACCCCCUGCACUACAUGGCCAUCAUGAACCCCCGCCUGUGUGCCUACCUAGUUCUUAUGUGCUGGUUGGUCAUUUUCUGGGUUGCCCUGUUUCAUAUCCUCCUGAUGGCACAGUUGACCUUCUGCGUGGGCACCGAGAUCCCACAUUUCUUCUGUGAACUGGCUCAGGUGCUCAAGGUGGCCUGCUCGGAUAUCCUGGUCAAUAGCGUUGCCUUGUAUGUGUCCACUGCACUUCUGGGCAUGAUUCCACUCGGGGGCAUCCUCUACUCCUACUCUCAGAUCGUCUCCUCCCUAAUGCGCAUGUCCUCCAGUAAGGGCAAGUACAAAGCCUUCUCCACCUGUGGCUCUCACCUCUCCGUGGUCUCCUUGUUCUAUGGCACUGGACUGGGUGUCUACUUGAGUUCUGCAGCGACUGACAUUUCCAUGAAGAGUGCCGUUGCCUCGGUGAUGUACACGGUGGUGACCCCCAUGCUGAACCCCUUCAUCUACAGCCUGAGGAACAAGGAUGUCAAAGGGGCACUGGGCAGGCUCCUCAGCCAGGCAGUCAUAUGUCAGUGA